GGCUGCUUUAAAGCAUAAUAAGAAGAAAGACAUGCAGUCUCUUUUCAUGGAAUUAGACGAAUGUGAUUCAACUAACGUAGAAGAGAUGGAAAACCGUUGUAUAUUCGCGUCCCUACCGCAUGUAUUGGGCGAGAAAAAGUCGAAGUCCAUAGCUAUAGGUGAAUUGUUUUGGAAAAUUGUUGACAUAACAGAAGGCGCAACAAAUAUUACGAAAGUUAUCGAGCAAAGCUCUACACCCAGGUUGGUGUCCGCUGGAACAGUUUUAAAUGUGGAGUCGCUGUGUUUAGCUGCUGAAGGCAUGGUCGUGUGCAAAUUUGGUCCGGUGAAUGCAAUUCUGAACGCGGUUGUUACGUUACUUGCAAGUUUCUAUGUUUUUAAUGCCAGCUAUCCAGGUGGAUUACCCAAGAAUAUUUUCACAUUCCUGGAGCAUGUGCUAGAACUAAAUACAACACAUAGCUCAUUGCCCAUUGCGGUUGACAAUUUUAUGUCAGAAAUUAAUUAAGACAUUUUGUGACAUUUGUUAUGGCCUACUGCUGCAUGUGUUUAAAAUUCUUUUUAAAAGUCUGU
This is a messenger RNA of Dendronephthya gigantea, 567 nucleotides long. RefSeq lists its product as uncharacterized. The coding region runs from base 32 to 502 and encodes 156 amino acids. The transcript is spliced from 3 exons. The record is from RefSeq and is a predicted model, not a curated record. Lineage: Eukaryota; Metazoa; Cnidaria; Anthozoa; Malacalcyonacea; Nephtheidae.